This is a messenger RNA of Hypoxylon trugodes, 2513 nucleotides long. Its product is annotated as ankyrin. The record is from RefSeq and is a predicted model, not a curated record. The coding region runs from base 496 to 2349 and encodes 617 amino acids. Gene Ontology annotation, molecular function: protein binding. NCBI's taxonomy places the organism in Eukaryota, Fungi, Ascomycota, Sordariomycetes, Xylariales, Hypoxylaceae. The transcript is spliced from 3 exons.
AUUCAAUGAAGCCAGCUAAUAUAAGCUCGGAAUAGAAGAAUGGAAAGGUUGAUAUCCAGGUAGUCGUCGAUAUGGAUUUAUUGCACUAAAGCAUGUUGAGAUACCCUCAACCUACUAUCAUUCAUUGUUAGUAUACCCAGACUAUAACCCUGGCCAUUCAGAUAUGCACGACCCGUAUAUUACUUCACGAGCCUAUACCGCAAACGAUGGCCAUUAUAAAUAUAGCACACACCCCUACCUAACCAAUAGGCGGUCAGGUAUACUCUAACCCAAACACCUAAGGCAGCCACAGCAUAAUCGGCACACUGCCGCAAUCCUUCUCAGCCUCAGAGGAGGAGGGAACCUAAAUGAUACAACAACAUGCGUUGAUUUUUAUCUAUAGCCUUAGCUAGGAUAAUGUCGAAAUAUUUCUACGAUAUGGACAUCUUAUAACCAUAUUACUUGAGGCAUACCUAGGUAUUACUUAAAUAACUUGUAGAAAUUGUAGUGGGAAAUAUGGCGGACCCGCUCUCUAUGGUCGCCAGUGUCGCGGGGGUUAUCGCCCUCGCGGCAUCGACGGCGAGAACAGUUACUUCCAUGAUUCAAGAGAUCCAAGAUGCACCCGAAGAAAUACUUCAUAUUCGUCGCGACGUGCAGAACUUAUCCGCAGUGCUUGGGUCUAUCCAGGAAUUAUGCGGGAGAUAUGACUUACCCUCGGAGGAGCCUAAAUUGGUGGAGAGCAUGGCGGAGUGCCUCAGUUUAUGUCAGGAUAGCAUGCAGUCUAUUCGAGUGGUUUUAACACCACUGUCUGGAACUGCAAGUGGGAGGAGGAGCCCGAUGAGGAUGUUUGGUUGGAUUAUGAAGAAAGGUGAAAUCCGGACGUUGAGGGAGAGGCUGCAGGAGAGUAAGGCGAGCUUGAAUAUCACUAUAUCAACACUUAUCGGAGCUCUAGAAGGAAAAGGGCAGGAUGAAAUUAGGAGCGAUGUUAACAAUGUUUACCAAAAGCUUGUCUCCGAAAUUCGCAGUCGCGACAGUGGAAGGAGGCUUAAGAAACGAAUGGAAGACGAUGUGGCCAGUGUGUCGGCCUCUGGGGGACGACGUCGAUCUAUAUCCGACUCAACAGACGCCGGGUUUGCUUUGAACAGGUACUUCGAUCAAUUACCAGAACCAUCGCAAUCCCCCCAAAGCUAUCAAUCUGAGGAAGGCCUACUUCGCCCAUACUCAUCUACACCAACCAAUCUACUCGAAGCAGUUAGAGCGAGAGAUAAGGAUGGUGUGAUUCGUCUCAUCUCAAGUGGCAGUCCAACAACUGGAAGAACACAAGACGGACAAACGGCACUUCAUCUAUGUGCUAUAUAUAACGACUUGGAAAUGGCGCAAGUCCUGUUGGAUCAUGGUGCGAAUAUCAACGCGAGGGAUGAUCAUUUGCGCUCACCCCUGAGCGUUGCCCUUUCAUCGGAAGCAAUAAGCGUGGCUAGUCUUCUGGUUCAGAAAGGAUGCUCCCUUACAGGCUGCCUCGAAAUGAUAUUCCCCUUGACCCAAAGGCUAGAAGAGAUACCCGAUAUCGAGGAGCUCCUCAAAAGCAUAGCUCCCAAGUUCAACAAGUUGACCACAGGCCCAUAUCUAGUCCAUCAAGCAGUCGAAUUAAACGAUAGGCAAAGUCUAACUGCCCUCCUUUCCGCCGGCUUCGAUCCAAACAUAAGGAAUAAAUAUGGACUUCCUCCUUUAUACGAAGCAAUGUUGCUGCAGCAACAUCAAACUGUUCGAUUACUCUUAAAUCACGGGGCUAACCAGAACGAUUUCCUUCCUGGGGAGACACAAGAUAAACUCGACAAGGAUAUUCGCAUACACGCGAGACUUUCUGGUUGGAUAAGCGCGGAUGCUGGUAUUAUCCCUUUGGUAGUUGCCGGAAGGGUACUGAGGGAUGCCGAAAUGACACGCAUAUUGUUGGAAAGUGGUGCGGAUCCGAAUUUCUUGUUCCCGUCAAAUGGAGGUGUAACGCUCAGCGGCUUAGGCGACAUCGAGUAUCUCGAAUGCGCCAAGCUCAUAAUCGAGGCCGGUGCCGAUGUUCAUAUAGGAGGUAAAUCCGGAUUAGACCCUUUCUACUGGGCUAAUGCGUGUAGGAACCCGGAAUUGAUAGAAUUCAUGCUCAAUCAUGGAGCAGACGUCAAUCAUUCUUAUAACGACGAAAACCCGACGAUACUUUUCAGGGUCGCUAGAUGGGGUUACGAUGACUCUGCUGAGAUCUUAGUAAGAUACGGCGCUGACCUAACUGUGAGGAACUAUGAGAAGAAGAUGGCAUUGGAUAUUGCGCGCGAGUAUCAGCGGCAUGAAGUCGUCGCGAUCUUGGAGAAAGCAGGGGCUAAAUGAACCAACCGACGAAUUGAGGAGUUAGGUGGCCGAUCGAUUGAGAGGACCGCAUUGACUUAAGAACUUCGUCUAGAAUAAAGGGGGUGAAACGUGGUCCUUCUCUUCAAGAACUACCAACCGGCAAGAGUAUAAUUCGAGACGCAAAAGACAGACAGAAGAUAUGA